Molecule: messenger RNA, 3297 nt
Organism: Mirounga angustirostris (Northern elephant seal)
Lineage: Eukaryota; Metazoa; Chordata; Mammalia; Carnivora; Phocidae
Gene: NOC4L
Product: nucleolar complex associated 4 homolog
Exons: 14
Coding region: 124-1776 (550 amino acids)
Biological process (GO): ribosome biogenesis
Cellular component (GO): Noc4p-Nop14p complex; nucleolus; small-subunit processome
Source: RefSeq, a predicted model, not a curated record
CGCGGCGGGGCCGGGCGUAGGCCGCCGCGCGCGCGAGGCCCCGGCGCGGGGAGGUGACGUCGCGGCGCCGGGCGGCGGCGCGUGCGGCGGGUGUGUGUCGCGUGGGGCGGCGGCGGCGGCGGCAUGGAGCGGGACCCCGGCCCCGAGGGCGCGCGCCGGGCGCUGGGCCGCCUGCUGGAGGCGGUGCUGGCGAGCCGCGGCCAGGCCAACGCCGUGUUCGACGUCCUGGCCGCGCUGCAGUCCGAGGACCGCGAGGAGACCCAGGAGGCGGUGCGCGCGUGCAGCCGCCUUUUCGGGGCCCUGCUGCAGCGGGGAGAGCUGUUUGUGGGCCGGCUGCCGUCCGAGGGCUCGGUCAUGGCAGGGUCUCAGGGGGCCACGCGCAAAUACAAGGUGUGGAUGAGACAUCGCUACCACAGCUGUUGUAACCGCCUGCAGGAGCUGCUGGCUCACCCCUCCUUUGAGGUCAAGGAGCUGGCUCUCAGCACGCUCAUGAAGUUUGUGCAGCUGGAAGGAGCUCACCCCCUGGAGAAACCUAAGUGGGACGGCUACUACCUGUUUCCUCGGCAGCUCUUCAAGGCGGUGGUGGAAGGCCUGCUCUCUCCGGAGGACGACUGCUCGCUGCUCCUGUCCCGCUUCCAGGAGUACUUGGAACACGACGACAUCCGUUACCACACGAUGCAGGCAGCCACGGCCGUCGUGGGCCGCGUCGCUGACGGGGACCCAGAGGUGCCGCUCACGUUCUGGAACAACGCCUUCACGCUGUUGUCGGCUGUGAGCCUCCCCCGCCAAGAGUGUAGUUCCUCCAGCUUCUACGUGAAGCACAUGGAGCUGUCGCGCACGUGGAAGGUGGUUCAUCUGAAGGAGCACAGGAAGGCAUUCCAGCUGAUGUGGCUCGGCUUUCUCAGGCACAAGCUGCCUCUGAGCCUCUACAAGAAGGUGCUGGUGGUCAUGCACGACUCCAUCUUGCCGCACCUGGCCCAGCCCAGCCUCAUGAUCGACUUCCUGACCCGCGCCUAUGACGUGGGGGGAGCCAUCAGUCUCUUGGCCUUGAAUGGACUUUUUGUCCUGAUUCACCAGCACAACCUCGAGUACCCCGAUUUCUACCGCAAGCUCUACGGUCUAUUGGACCCCUCAGUUUUUCACGUCAAGUACCGGGCCCGGUUUUUCCAUCUGGCCGACCUCUUCCUGUCAUCCUCCCAUCUGCCUGCCUAUCUGGUGGCUGCCUUCGCCAAGCGCUUGUCCCGCCUGGCCCUGACGGCGCCCCCCGAGGCCUUGCUCAUGGUCCUGCCCUUCAUCUGCAAUCUGCUGCGCCGGCACCCCGCCUGCCGCGUCCUUGUGCACCGCCCCCUGGGCCCUGGUGAGUGCGGCUGGGGGCGCUGGGGGACCUGGGGGCCUGCCCUCCCCCAGCAGCCAGUACACCGGGGAUCGGUCGUGGAGCAGGGCCUGGUCUCGUUCCUAGAGCUGGAUGCCGACCCCUAUGACCCCGAAGAGGAGGACCCCGCCAAGAGCCGAGCUCUGGAGAGUUCGCUGUGGGAGCUGCAGGCCCUGCAGCGGCAUUACCACCCCGAGGUGUCCCAGGCCGCCAGCGUUAUCAACCAGGCGCUGUCCAUGCCUGAGGUCAGCAUCGCACCGCUGCUGGAUCUCACGGCGUUUGAGGUCUUCGAGCGGGACCUGAAGAAGAAGGGCCAGGAGUCAGUGCCACUGGAGUUCAUCCCCGCCCAGGGUCUGUUGGGCCGGCAGGACGACCUCUGCGCCCAGCACUUCACGCUUAGCUGACCCUGUGACCUCCCCUCUCUCCUCGGCCCCCAUAAGUGGUUUUGUGGGAGAGCCACUGGGGUGGGCUGUGGGUAGCUAGGAGGACUCUGGGGAGGUGCUGAACCCGUCUCCUGGCUCCCGUGGUGGCCGUGUCUACAGGCCGACGUCCACAGUGCUGGCCAUGCUGUGUCCACCUGCAGCAACCCCCGCCCCGGAACGUGGUGUCCAGGGGUCUCUCCCUCCACUGAAGCCUGUGGGGAGGGCGGCUGCAGAAGUGGCUUCUGCCACGGGGCUCUGGGUGCACGGGUGUGGCUGUUGCCAGCCCUACAAGCUUCCCCAGGCACCCCACACUCCUCGGGGCCCUCGUAUCCAGGGAGGGUCUGGGCCACGCCCCCCACCUGUCCAGUGCGGUUGGACUCCGUGACCCAGGAGCGACAGUGAGGGCUCUGUCCUGGUUAGUCUUGGGUGCACAGGGAGCGCACACGCCCAUUCCUGGCUAGGGCCAGAGGAGGACACCUUUGUCCCCUGACCCCCAGGGUGCCGGGCUGUGUGUGCCCGGUCAGGGAGUUAGCUGGAGGUCGCUUCACCCUUCCAUCCUGUCCCCGAGCAGAGUGGGCACCGGCAGCCACGGGCCAGUGGCUUAUUUUGUGCCAGGAUGUUUGUUCCUUCGAGGCCCCGUUUCUGCCAGGCGAGCCUGCUCCUUGAGUCUGGGUUUUGUCUCUAAAAACCUGGUUGUCUGGGGACGGAGGAGUUGGUGUGACGGCAGCUCACGUAGGCUGGGGGGGCUGGCGGAGGCACAGGUGGGGGUGGAGAGCCUGCGAGGGAGAGACCCCCGUUGCCCUGCAGCCUCCUGAGUUCCCAGGACACCCCCACCCCCCAGGAGCGCCCUGGGGUCACAGAGGGCAGUCGUUUGGCCACUUUGGUCUCUGGGAGCUGCUCCUGUGGCCCAAGACCCUGGUGUGCCUGGUGGGGGCUUUGCCCAAGGAGUGAAGGGGCGCUUCUUCUCCGUACAGGGUUGUGUGAGUCAGGGACACUAGCGCCCCACCCCCUAGCUGAACUGCCCUGGCUCCCUCCCAAGCUGGUUCCUGCCCCAGGGCCUUUGCACUGCUGUUGCCACAGCUUUCCCCUGAUCUUCAGACCCCAGGCUGAGUGAGGCCUUGUGGAGGCCUCUGCCGAGCAUCCUGUGUAUAACAGCGUUUUGUGCGUCCCACCUGGCACCCACUUAUCUUCAUGGCCCGGCUGCCCUGCAGCAGUCCACCGACUGUCCCUGCCCGCCUUCCCAGGGACCGAGGAAGGCUCGUUACUGACCGGCCUCGUCCCCUGGCCCAGGACUUGCCUGGCUCGGAGGAGGGGCUCAUGCACAUUUGUGGGGACAGUCUCGAGGCUCCUGAGUGGCCUGCUACCAGAGGUCACCAGUGCCCCACCUGAGCCUCGGUGUGGGGACACCAGGGGGCAGAUGGGUGGGCUGAGGCCUCACUGAUUAAAAAAUGCCAUUGAUUUUUAAAGUUAAAUUAUAAAAGGCUUAAGCAGGUUUUAUUUUUU